AUGAAUGGCGUUGGUGCGGAGAAGAGCUGGAAUACGUCGAGACUGGGGCUGAGGGUUGGAGCGGAUGCUAUUGCGGCAGGUGCGGCCGGGGUUUUGGUUGCGCCGAUUAUUACUGCGAUUGAUCGGGGAAUCAUUGAGAAUGCAUCGGGGCGUAAUACCCUAGGUGCGAGUCUGCAGGCGUCUUUCAAGGAGAUGCUGUUCCGUCCACAUAGAUUCUUCUUCUCAAAGCCCUUUGCCCUGAUCUACACGCUAUAUUUCGGCACCUACUUAACCGCCAACACCAUCGACACAGCCUCCUCUACCCUCUCGAACAAGCCCAUCACGACUACUACAGCCGGAACCUCCAAGUUCCUGGCAACCUCCACAUCCAACCUCGCCCUUUGCCUCUACAAAGACAACCGCUUCACGCAAAUGUUCGGCGCAGCUAGCUCCACGCGCCCAGUUCCACUCCCCACCUUUGCCCUCUUCACCGUCCGCGACUGUCUUACUAUCUUCGCCUCCUUCAACCUCCCGCCACUCCUCUCCCCGCAUCUAGACAAACGCAUGUCCGAGGAAGUCAAAAAAUACGUCGGAGCAGCUAGCACGGCGCAGUUUUUGACCCCGGCAGCCGUGCAGUUGGUGUCUACGCCGCUGCACUUGUUGGGCCUCGAUAUGUAUAAUAGACCAGGGGUGGGCUGGCAGGAAAGAGCGACGAGGGUGGUCAGGGAUUGGGGGAAGAGUGCAUUUGCGAGAAUGGGGAGGAUUAUUCCCGCGUUUGGGGUGGGAGGUGUGGUUAAUAUGAAGGUUAGGAGAGGGUUGAUGGAGAGGUUGGAGUAG
This is a messenger RNA of Lindgomyces ingoldianus, 816 nucleotides long. RefSeq lists its product as uncharacterized. The record is from RefSeq and is a predicted model, not a curated record. The transcript has 3 exons. Lineage: Eukaryota; Fungi; Ascomycota; Dothideomycetes; Pleosporales; Lindgomycetaceae. Gene Ontology annotation, cellular component: mitochondrion. The coding region runs from base 1 to 816 and encodes 271 amino acids.